Saprolegnia diclina VS20 is the source of this 5066-nucleotide messenger RNA. RefSeq lists its product as hypothetical. Gene Ontology annotation, molecular function: monoatomic ion channel activity; protein binding. Bases 166 to 4962 code for a protein of 1598 amino acids. Lineage: Eukaryota; Oomycota; Saprolegniomycetes; Saprolegniales; Saprolegniaceae. The transcript is spliced from 13 exons. Gene Ontology annotation, cellular component: membrane. The record is from RefSeq and is a predicted model, not a curated record. Gene Ontology annotation, biological process: monoatomic ion transport; transmembrane transport.
GCUCGGUCCGCCUCGUCACCCACUCUCACUCUCACGUCGCAUGAUCCAUCGCGUAUCUCGAUGGCAGGACCGCCUUUCUAACGAGAGGAGAGUGAGUGAAGAGGAGCGCGCUUGCCGGAUUGUACUCUCACGCCCCACCUUGCAGUUUGCCAUUUGGCAAUUGAGAUGCAAGCGAGCAUGCUGGCGUCGUCGCCCGCCGGCUACGGCAGCCUCCGCACGGAAGACCAUAGUACGGACGUCAUGAUGAACCUCGAGACGCUCUCCGACACGCCGGACGCGGUCGACGAAGACGAAGAGGACGACGACGAGGAAGACCCGGACGAGUUCAAUGACGUGCCGAUGGUCGACCUCGUCUUUGACGGCAAGAUCAUGGUGGUCAAAUACCGGCUCGAGAACCGACUGUACACCGAGACGGACCUCCUCUCAACGCACUACGACCUCUCGGUGCUGGCGGCGGCGGCCUGCCUCGGCUACAACGAGCUCGUCGAGCUCGUGCUCCAGCACACCAACUACCGCCUUCUGGACCAGUAUGCUUCCGACCCGAUCAUCCAAGCCAUGGAGAACAACCACACGCGCGUGGUGCAGACGCUGCUGUCCACAAUCGGCCACGAGAUGGACCUCUCGAGCAUCCUCAACUACGAGUGCAAGCCCCUCGCGCACGUGGCCGCGGAGAAGGGCUUCAACGAGAUCCUCGAGAUGCUCGUGGCCGCCGGGGCGCCCAUCGACGCUGUCGACGCAGCGGUCGAUGAGUCGCGGAGCGAGACCGCGCUGCACUAUGCGGCGCGCGCCGGCAACGUCCGUGGCGUCGAGAUCCUCCUGGACGCGCAUGCGAGCAUCAAUGCUGUUUCGGCGGACGGCAAGACGGCGGUGGCGGUGGCAGCGACCGAGUGCGACGACGACGACAGCGCCAAGGCGGUGCUCGACCUUCUCUUCAUGGGCGAAGCGACCAUCGACUUGAGCGAGAACGACGACGGUGCCGGGCGACGGGUGCUGCUGGAAGCCGAAGCGCACCUCCGCGCCACGUGCCCCGUCCACUGCAUGGUGCGCAACGGCGACGAGGCCAAGCUGCUGCGCUGGCUGCGCGACGCGAACGCGGCGGUGAUGCUGGCGCCGCACCGCUGGGAAGGCCAGUACCGCCAAGGAGCAGAGUGGCACCCGCUCGGGCUCACGGUCAACGUCGUCGCGCUGCCCCACGAAGGGUGCUAUCGCUUCUUUGGGAGCGACGCCGACGACGUCGGGCCGUUCACCGUCAUUGGCGAGUGGUCGGGCGACGCGAUCGAAGCGACCAAGGCGUACGAGCUGCAAUCGGUCGAGUACAGGGGCGAUAUUGACGUGACCUCGGGCGUCUGGCGCGGCGACUGGAUGGCCGGCAACAGCCAAGACCAGUUCAGCUUGACGCUCUCGCUGCAGCGCUGCCCCGCUUGUAAGGAGAACUGGGUCCCAAACCGCGACGAGCCGUGCUUGAGCUGCCUCCCCGACGGCUACAACGCCGACGUCUCGUUCGACACGAUCGAAGAGCAGCGCCUCCGCCUUGAAGAGGUCCAAGAGCGCAUUGCGGCCGAGAUUCUCCACAAGGACACGUGGGGACGCACGGCUGUCAUGUGCGCAGCGGCCCAAGGCCGGGCGUCGCUUCUUCGCGUGCUCUUGCGCUUCUGCCGCGCCCAGGCGCUCGAGUACACCGACAACGACGGCAAGACGGCGCUGGACCAUGCGCUGAGCCGCAAGCUCGUGUGCAAGCACAACGUCGAGCACAAGAGCAACCAAGCGACGCUCGAGUGCAUCGAACUGCUCGUCGCGUCGAGCAAGACUCCGGUGGAUCCGUCCCGCAUCUCGGCCGCGCUGACAUACAAGCGCGAGCAAGGACGGGCGUGCGCGGGCGACUGCAUUGCGACACGCCAUGAGGUGAGCCUCUCGGAGCUCGCCCAGCAGUACGAGUGGGACCGCCUUGCCAUGCACCUCAUGACGCCCGUGACGUCCACGAUCCUCAACAAGCGCGACACGGAGGGCAAGGCCGUCUUGCACUACAUUGCGAGUGCGGGCAAGUCGGACAUCCUCGUCAUGCUCUUGGAACAGCCGCAUCUCGACGUCAAGCUCCCGACCUUGGAUGGCGAGUAUGCGCUGCUGCUGGCGGCCCGCGCCAACCGUGUCAAGUGCGUGCGCAUGCUGCUGCACGCGGGCGCCGACCCGCUCGAGCUCAUCACGACCGAGCACGUUGAUUACGCCAACUUUUGCAAGGCGCCGUUGGGGCUCCUGAACGACUCGAGCGCGCUCUACCUGCUGCAGGCCAAGCACGAACUCAAGCAGCAGUAUCCCUUGUACUACCUCGCGCGCGUCAAGGACGUGGCCCAAGCGAGCGUGCACUACGCCGCGCAGCAGUCGGCGGUCCACGUUGCUGUCAAGGCGGAGCUCCCGACCUCGAUCCUCGCCGAGAUCAUCGACCAGAGCAUCCACGACGUCAACGCCCAAGACAAGCAUGACGAGACGCCGCUUAUGGUCGCCACGCGCUUGGGCCUCCCAGGCCACGUGCAAGUCCUGUUGGCCAACCACGCCGACGUCGACGCUGUCAACAAUCGCCGCCAAAGCGCGCUCAUGAUGGCGGCGAAGGGCGGGCACAUUGCCAUCGUGGCGAUGCUGCUGGAGAACCUUGCGGACGUCGCACUCCGCGACAGCAAGGACGAGACAGUCCUCGAGAAGCUCGAGACGUACAUCGCGACGCACCUCAAGGCGAUGCCGUUGGAAGCGCUCAUGAAGCACCCGCAUGUCAAGAUCCGCGACGCGAUCAAGUCGGAGAUCCGCGAGCGCCAGACGUCGGCCGAGUACCGCGCCAAGCUCGCCAAGUCGCUCUCGGACGUCAACGUCGAGACGGCGUUCCGGCUCAACGGUUUUGCCAAGGCCAUCAACUGCUCGCCCGAGCUCGGUGUCACGUUUCUCAACGACUGCGUCAGCAUGAACCGCCACGACGUCCUCUUCUCGCACCUCGACUACGUCUACGGCAAGCACGUCACGGGCAGUGCGCUCCACGCGCUGCUCAACAUGGAGACGGACGACCCAGAUCUUAUUUUCGAAGCCAAGUCCAAGUGCUUUGAACACGUGACGAUGCAGCGUGUCCUCGAGAUCAAGUGGGAGCUGUUUGGCCAGCGCACGUUCCUUGAGAUGCUCUUCAUGUACCUCGUCCUUCUUGUGAGCAUGACCAUCUCAGCGGUGCUCUUCCGCGACGAAGACGCGAUGGCGUCGCUGCACGCAACCAGCUUUGAGGUCCUGCUUGGCGUUCUCGCCGUCUCGCUCGCGAGUGUCGGGUACGUGGCAGCGCAGGCGCUGCGCCCACGCACGUUCUGGCGCCUCGCGCGCUUUCACUACGACGGCAGCCUCGACUUUGAUCCGGAGCUUGACAUCCCGGACCUCGAGCGUCACAAGGCGACGGCCAAGCGCCACCUCAAGCUCGGUGUCGCGAUUGGGACGCUGCUUCUCGCUGGGCUUCUCGUCGGGCUUUUGGCGGCGACGUCGACCGUCUCGUCCUUCCCGGUCUUCAACAACGUCGUGUUGGCGGGCACGGCCAUCUACUUUGUCGUAAACGAGUACCAGGAGGCCCGGAACGGCCUCGCCGUCUACCUCGCGUCGACCAUCAACGUCAUCCAAGUGAGCAUGUACAUGCUGAUUCUGGUCGUCUUCUUGCCCAUGCAGCUCAACUGGCUCGACACGCCGGCGCAGAUUGAGAUUGCAGUCGGGAGUGGCAUCACACUCACGCUCUGGAUUCUGAGUCUCCAGUUCCUCGAGGUCGAGGCGAGCGCGAGCUACCUCCUGCCGAUGCUCACGGGGCUGCUAAAGGACCUCUGGAACUUCUUCCUCUUCUUUGGCGUCUUCCAGAUCGGCAUCACAGUCACCUUCUUCCAGCUCUACAAGGCGACCGAGGACGACGGCUUCAACUCGCUCAGCGGGUCGUUCUUGACGUCGUACUUUGUCGCGUUUGGCCAAGUGCCGAUGGACUCGAUGAAGUCGUUUACGAACGACGAGACCAAGGCGAUCGACGGCUACGACUGGAUCUUGUACAUCUUUGCGGUCGUCAUGAUCAUGGCGCACUCGGCCCUCGUCGUCUUCUUCCUCCUCAACUUGCUCGUCGCCAACAUGAACAAGACGGUGGACGGCGGUCUCGAGAAGGCCAAGACCGAGGCGCUUGCAGCGUACGCGCAGUGCAUUCUGCGGCUCGAAGAGGCCAUGCACUACUCGAACGAAGAGACGCAAGAGCUCAUCUACUUCAUCCCGCCGACGCCGACCAGUGACGGGAAGCUCAACCCGAUCUUCCACUUUGCGAUGCCAAAGUCCCACUACGGUAUCACGGCCGAGGCCGAAGACGCGAUCGCUUCGCACAAAGCGCAGCAGACGUCCUGGGUGGACACGGCCAACGACGUCGCGACGCAGAUCCAGGACGCGUUCACUGCAUUUGAAAAUGGGCUUCUCGACGUCGACCACUUCGCUGACGCCAACGCGGCAGCUGUCUUUGCCGCCGACUUGAGCGAAAUCGCACGUACACGCACGCUGCUCGAGAACGUGCAGACGGCGAUGCGCAAGAGCCGCGGCCAGCAAAACCGCAAGGAGCUCCUGAGUCGCUUCCAGAAGAUCGCGACCAAGGACAUGGCCGACCUCGCCAAGAAGCUCCGCCAGCUCUGGUUGCGCUCGGAAGGCGACCACGCGCGCUGCGUCCUUGUCUACGAGCUGGCGCACCACGCGACCAUGACGGACGAGCUCCACGCGCUUCAAGCACGGGUUGUGAAUGCAUUUGAAGCCGCCAAGACGACAGUGGACGCCGACGUCGCGAACAAAGAGGCGACCACCGACCGCCUCGCUGCGCUCGAGACGCAGCUCGCCGAGAUGCAAGCGCGGAUCGCACUGUCCAACGAACAAGCGAUGGCGACGAUGACGGCGCAGUUCCAGACGCUGCUGACGGCCAUGACAGCCAACCAGUAGCUCAGUUGGACGACAUUGGAUGCAACAGACAAUAGUGUACUUUGUGGUUUAAGUGUGCAAAACUGCAUCUAAAUACGGCGACGGAUACAGAAGAAAUGGUCGCG